Messenger RNA from Acanthochromis polyacanthus (spiny chromis), 1646 nucleotides. RefSeq names its product NIF3 NGG1 interacting factor 3-like 1 (S. cerevisiae) (gene nif3l1). Lineage: Eukaryota; Metazoa; Chordata; Actinopteri; Pomacentridae. Bases 130 to 1398 code for a protein of 422 amino acids. The transcript has 7 exons. The record is from RefSeq and is a predicted model, not a curated record. Gene Ontology annotation, cellular component: mitochondrion; cytoplasm.
CGCUACGGGAGCCGGAAUGAGACAGUCGUUGAGUUCUGCAGUAAGUGCUGCUUCUCUGUCAGUCCGAGACAAAUGUGUUCAGCAACAUAACGUCUUCUCCCUUGAAAAGGCAGACGAAGAUCUCCACUGAUGUUGACUGGAUGUAGAAAUCUCCCUCUGACUUCUUUAUCACACAUUAACAGAAGACUCUGGACCAGGAAGAGUUUCAAACCACUUCCUGCUCUUUGCUCUGUCCGUCCAUCUCUCCCUUCAUCUACUCACAGUCACUUCAUAACCACCAGACAAACCUUAGUUCAUCCACCUGUUAGCGUCUCUUCCACUCGCUGCCUCAGUUAUUCUCCUUGCACCGGCCUGAUGGAGUUAAAGGAAGUUCUGCAGGUGUUGGAGCAGCUUGCUCCUUUGUCUCUUGCCGAGUCGUGGGAUAACGUCGGCUUGCUGGUGGAGCCGAGCAAACCUCGGCCCGUUAGAACCAUCCUGCUCACCAACGACCUUACAGCGGCUGUCAUGGAGGAAGCAGAGGCCGCGAGCUGCGACCUCAUUAUUUCAUACCACCCGCCGCUGUUUCGGCCAAUCAAGCGUCUGGUUCAGAAAGACUGGAAACAGCGAUUGGCCGUCCGGGCUGUGGAGGCGGGGAUAGCGAUCUUCUCGCCUCACACUUCCUGGGACAGCGUUAAAGGAGGAGUAAACGAUUGGCUGGUCGGGGGACUCGGCAGCGGUCAGGUGUCGGUGCUGAGCCAGGCCCUCAGUGGCGCCUCCCACUGUCACAAACUGGAGUUUGUGGUCAGGAGCACAGAGGAGCUAAACACUGUUAUGGAGGAACUGAAGGCCUGUGAUGGAGGAACAACACUGCAGCAUUCAGCCAGCAGACCAGACAACAGUGGAAUCCAUGUCAGCAUAACCUGCAGUGACUCAGCACUGACAUCGAGUGUCCAGACUCUGUUACGACACAACGCUCCAAGCCAGUCAUUCAGCAUCCUGAAUCUUGAGAAGCCUCCUCUUCCGGGCCAUGGCCAGGGGCGACUCAGUGUUUUGGAUGAGCCAGUAACCGUGGCAACAGCAGUUCAGAAAAUGAAGUCCCACUUGGGUUUGAAUCACCUCCGUUUGGCUCUGGGUUCAGGGCAGACGAUGGAGUCUUCUUUGUGCACUGUGGCUGUAUGUGCCGGAUCUGGGGCUUCAGUGUUGAAUGGAAUCAAAGCUGAUCUCUACGUCACAGGCGAGAUGUCCCACCAUGAAGUGCUGGACGCUGUGGCGAAAGGAACCAGCGUCAUCCUCAGUGACCACAGCAACAGUGAGCGAGGUUUCCUGACUGUUUUCAGAGAGAGGUUGGCUGUUCGUCUUCCUGAUGGUGUAACGGUGGUGGUGUCGAAGGCCGACAGAGACCCUCUGGAGGUCGUCUGACUGACUCUGAUCUGCAGCAGCACCAGUCAGCCUUCUUCACUGUUUUGAUCAGAUAGAACUGGGUGAUCCAAAUGUGCCACACUCUUUACGUAAAGCCAUCUAGUGACUGUGCAGUGGCAGCACUGUGUGUCUGAAAGAACAAACUGUGCCUCAUGCUGUGAUGGAAAGUGCAUCCUUGGUCCAUGUUGUGCAGUUUGUCGUGCGCUUCUGGCUGGGUCUUAAUAAAAAUGGGUUCUGGCUGAUCAAAA